UGUCUGGAGAGCGCUGACACAUUGCAAAACAAGGCUGAUAACAUACGGAUAGAUAUGUUUAAGUGCGUUUAAUCCGUUAGAAAAACUCUAACGUUAACACAUCAACUGUUACCAAUUAAUUCAAUUCCGAAAAGUGUUUAGUACGGCAAUGCGAAAGGCGCAGUCUGCAGUGUCUAGCGCCGCCGAUGAUGAAGUGGUGCAGCUCCGCGCGCUCUGGAGAAGAUACGAGCAUCACUGCACGCAGACUAACAGCUGUCCCAGUGCAGUGCUCAGACAGGACAUCCUUCACCAAAUCGACAGACAGGAGCCUCUCAAAAAGAUAAUGCUGUCAUUUCCAGAAUGUGGGCCUUCAGACACUGUCCUCCCCAGCCUUCAGCCUCUGUUAAUGGCUAUACGAGACGAGCGUUACACACAUGCACAAGAAUUCCACAUCUGGAGUUUGUCUCUCAAGCAAAAAGAUAUAGUUGAGCUGUGUCUUCUUUUGGAGAAGAGGGGGAGGACAGUUUAUCCCUUCAAAUUACUGGAGCUACUUGAUUGCAAACUAACUGAAGGGUCUCUGGAAAGACUGAGCAAGGCUGCAGGCAUCAGCUUCCUCACCACUCUCUGCCUGGACUACACACGCGUGGGACCAGAAGGGUUGAAAGGUUUGCUGAGUGGAGGUUUGGGGGUCAGUCGAAUAUCCUCCCUGAGUUUGUGUUAUUGUGGUUUGGGUUCAUGGAGUGGAACUCUGCUGGCUUCACUCCUCACCAACAGUUCCGUGAGGGAGCUCUACAUCAAUGGCAAUGAGCUGCAGUGUGGGGGUGCCAUUGAGCUGCUGAAACCUGUGGCUGAAAACAGCCAAAAACUGGCAGAGAUCCAAAACAGGACCACAUCCAUCACAGGGAAGAAGACAAAGAAGAAAAGAGAAAAAACCAAGAGCGGCCAUGGCGCCGCAGGAGGCCCGUGGCUAGAGAAGCUGCACAUGUCUGAUAAUUCCAUUGAUGACUCAGGAAAGGAGGGAUCGAAUCAACUAAAUAAAUUCCUGGAGAUCCUUUGCAUUAUAAUUAAAUUCUCCAGUUGCCUGACCGAACUGGAUCUUGGUGAGAAUCACAUUGGAGAAGAUGGUGGGAAAGUGUUUUUAGAAGCCCUGAGAGAGAGACAAGCAGCUAAGCUAUCUGCAAUAAAAAUCCAGGUUUCAACACGCAUGUCCACAGAAACAUUCAGUGCCAUUUUGAAAAGUGCAAAGGAGCUUAAAUCUGGGAAAAAGAGAAGAAAGACUAAGGGAAAAAAGAAAUAGUCCGUCUGGAGGAUAUUGAAGGAUAUUGCUGACUGACACAAGAAUGUUCUUCCAGACUAUUUCGCCAUGUUUUCAAUUUGUUGCUACAGUUUUUUAGAAAUCAUCUUUUUUAUUUGUGGUCUGAAUUGGGUUUGACAACAGGCGUGCACCAAAUGUGACCACACAGCAGACUCCCAGAUUAUGAACCACUUAUUUGUCGGUGGUGCACUAGCAGGGGUUCGGGAACGGAAAUUAUUUUAUGUCGCUCCAUUGGGAGCUUGAAAUAGCACGAGGAUGUUUGUUCUUAAGUGCUUCUUUCUUUUUCUUGUCCCUUAAAGUGCAUACUUGUUAACAGAAUGUUUUUCUUUUUUUCUUUUUCAUAACAGUUUAAUACAUUAAAUGUUUAUAUUUUAUAAUAAUGUUAUAAAAUGCGAAAGAUAUAGUUAGCAUUUAUUACUGUGUCACUGAGUGUGUAGUAUACUUGUUAUAUGGAGAGCAGACUAGAUAUGUUUUCUGGUACAUUUGGUUUUGUCUCCAUCCUGUGGCCACGAUUGAUAUUGCACUGUGUUGGGUUCAUUUCUAUGGAUUUACAAUCCACAGGCUGGUCGCCUGUUUUACCUUGUACUUCUGCCUCUGUAGUGGUACAUCACAAAAUAAUGUGCAUCCGAACAUGAAAUUUGACUGCAGAAUUUCUCUUGUCUAGAUUACAUUAUAAGGAAUGCCUGAUUGUAUGGCUUUAAAUGUUGCAGAAUAACAAUGCAAAAUUAAAUACCAUAAACAAUAAACUUUUUGUAUCUGUUUGAAAUAGCCAAACAAAUUAUUUACCAAUAUCUUUUAACCCAAUGUAGACUUGCACUUUACUUAUAUUAAACUUUUUAAUGGAUUACUUGAUUUACUAAAACAUGGCUUAAAUCUUUCUAACACAAAUUAAAUUUAUUCUUUGUUCCUGAAUAAUUUAAUUGUAUUGCAUUUUUUUUUAAAUAUAUAUUUUAUUGUUUAAAUCUUACAGUACACUCGGCUAAUUAAGAAUUGUAAAUCUGAAAAUGUUACUCAUCUCUUCAAAACCUAAAUAAAAAUGUUUUUCCAUAAAAAGUAGUCAGUAAUUCAAUCCAUGCAUUUUAAUUUG
Onychostoma macrolepis is the source of this 2381-nucleotide messenger RNA. RefSeq lists its product as uncharacterized. Gene Ontology annotation, biological process: positive regulation of inflammatory response. Gene Ontology annotation, molecular function: protein binding. The record is from RefSeq and is a predicted model, not a curated record. The transcript has 9 exons. NCBI's taxonomy places the organism in Eukaryota, Metazoa, Chordata, Actinopteri, Cypriniformes, Cyprinidae. The coding region runs from base 149 to 1276 and encodes 375 amino acids. Gene Ontology annotation, cellular component: cytoplasm.